AUGGGGGAUGUUGAAGACCCUUCAAUGAGUUUGAAUAAAAUGCUUAACGGUGGUGCUACGGCUGAAGACAGCGGCGGAAUGUCAACCGGGUUUGGUGUUGUGGAUCAAGGUUAUCUUGGUUUUGAUUCCGGCAAUAUUAAUCAAAUUUCUCAUAAAUUUAAUGAAAAACAUGGGUUAUCUAACUUAUCUUUAACACCACUGCCGCCGCCGUCGUUGCCGGCGGCGGCCGCCAUGUUUUCCGGCCAACACCACCAGAAGGUUGAAGACCCUCAUAGCCCUUUUGUGUUCCGGUUUAAUUCAUCACAAAUUCAUCUAGUGGAUGUGAAACCCCAACUGGUAAUCAACCAAAAUCAAUCUCAACCUCAUCAAAAUCCAAGCUUUUUUGUGCCAUUAGAACAUCAAACCCUAAAUCCACCACACCCAAAAAGGUACAACUCAGGAAGCACACAGUUCAACUUCAAAAUGCACAAAACCCCUUUUCUUGAUUCACCCCCAAACCCUCUUCAAUUGCCAUCAUCAAUCAAGAAAAUGUCAGGCAUUGAUGAGUUGGACCAUCAUCAUCAUCAAGGGAUCAUUGACCAGCUUUUCAAGGCAGCUGAAAUGGUUCAAUCCGGGAACAAUCCGUUACUCGCGCAAUCGAUAUUGGCGCGGCUCAAUCAUCAGCUUUCUCCGGUCGGUAAGCCUUUCGACCGGGCUGCUUUUUAUUUCAAGGAAGCUCUUCAAUUACUAAUUCAUUCAGUUGUCAACAAUAUGAAUCCUAUUGCUUCACCAUUUAGUUUGAUUUUCAAAAUUGGUGCUUAUAAAUCAUUCUCCGAGGUUUCGCCGUUAGUUCAAUUCACCAAUUUCACUUGUAAUCAAGCAUUGCUUGAAGUCUUGGAUGGGUUUGACCAGGUGCAUAUAGUUGACAGAGGUUGA
Messenger RNA from Helianthus annuus (common sunflower), 915 nucleotides. Its product is annotated as scarecrow-like protein 6. The transcript has a single exon. Gene Ontology annotation, molecular function: sequence-specific DNA binding; DNA-binding transcription factor activity. Gene Ontology annotation, cellular component: nucleus. Lineage: Eukaryota; Viridiplantae; Streptophyta; Magnoliopsida; Asterales; Asteraceae. Gene Ontology annotation, biological process: regulation of DNA-templated transcription. Bases 1 to 915 code for a protein of 304 amino acids. The record is from RefSeq and is a predicted model, not a curated record.